Colletotrichum karsti is the source of this 1419-nucleotide messenger RNA. Its product is annotated as amine oxidase. The transcript has 2 exons. Gene Ontology annotation, molecular function: oxidoreductase activity. NCBI's taxonomy places the organism in Eukaryota, Fungi, Ascomycota, Sordariomycetes, Glomerellales, Glomerellaceae. The coding region runs from base 1 to 1419 and encodes 472 amino acids. The record is from RefSeq and is a predicted model, not a curated record.
AUGUCUGCCCGCAUUGCUGCCUUCUUCGGCACGCUGUCCCUCGUGGCCGCUGCUGCCAUUCCCGAUAGUGCUGCCACCAGCAUUAUCGAGAGAGACGUUGUCAUCCUCGGUGGAGGUGCUUCUGGUUCACACGCUGCCGUCAGACUUCGUGAGGACUACAACAAGACAGUCGUUGUCGUAGAGAAGAACAAUCGCCUGGGAGGUCACGUCUCAACCUACGACGACCCCGAGACCGAGAAGCCCUACGAUGUCGGCGUCUACUCGUACACCGACUACCCUGGUGCUCGCGAGUUUUUUGAGCGCUUCAAUAUUCCCAUUCAGGACCCCGUUCGUCUUACUUUGACGACUACCUACGCCAACUUUGCGACCGGCAAGCGCGUCAACUACACGGCUCCUGCAUACGCCUCCACCCAAGCCGGUCUCGCAACGUAUCUCGAGCUGUGCGCGAAGUACGAAGAAUACAUCCUCCCUUCCUACGUCAAGUUCCCUACCGCCAGCGAGGGCAUUCCCGAGGACCUGACCCUCAAGUUCUCGGACUUCGUGGCGAAGUACAAGCUCGAGGCUGCUGUUCCUCGCGUCUUCCAGGUGACUGGCCUGGGAAUGGGCAACCUUGGUGACCAAACCACCCUGUACGUUAUGCAGGCUUUCGGUGCUCCCAUCGUUCGAUCCUUGUUGGGCCAGAUCGGAUCAUUCGUUCCCGUGUCUCUGAGAAACCAAGACAUCUACGACGCUAUCGCCGAGCUUCUCGGUGACGAUGUGCUCUACUCCUCCACUGCCAUCAAGACCGCCCGCACUGACGAGGGCGUCGAGGUCCUGGUCAAGGGCGCCGACAACACCCGUACCCUCAUCCGCGCGAAGAAGCUUCUGAUCUCUUUUGAGCCCACCCUUGACAACCUCAACGGUAUCGACAUCGAUGAAGAAGAGACCGCCGUCUUCGGAAAGUGGCAAUGGUCUUCCGUCUACGCCGGUGUCGUUUCCCACUCGUCUCUCCCCGACAUGACGGCGUACACCAACAUCGUUCCCGGAAACUGGCUCUCUCUUCCUCGCACUCCCUUCGUCGAUGGACUCUCGUACCUCGGUUCCAACAACUUCCGCGUCCUCGUCUCCGCUACCGGCGACCUCGACAGCUGCGAGGCCCAGAAGAUGGUCAAGAAGUCCAUUCAGCUCCUCGCUGAGCAGGGCACUAUUGCCAGCCUCGGCACCGAGCGCCCGAACAUCAAGUACUGGGCGAACCACGGCGCCAUGCAUCUUCACGUCUCUCCUGAGGAGCUUAAGGCUGGCUUUAUCACCAACCUUUACGCCCUCCAGGGCCGCAAGAGUACCUUCUUCACUGGUGGUGCUUGGACUGCGCAGUUUUCCACCAUUCUGUGGGAGUUCAACAACCAGUUCGUCCUGCCCAAGCUGUUGGCAGAGUUCUGA